ACACCAAAGAGCCACGGGAUUUUUACGCAGCGCAAAAACGACGCAGAAGCGGGAAUGAGUACUACGCGGGGUUACGUGCUUCUCCAGGACCCAUACUCGUCUUGAUAAGAGAUUGGACCAAACGAGAUUGUCCAUGAUAUUUUUAAAAAGAAGGGCGCAAAGGUGGAGCGGGUAGAAGGAGCUCAUGACGGGACUAUUCAUCCUGUUAGUGCAUCAGACGCACCGCAGGGUUUUGGAAACGUUUGGAUGGAAACCUUUGAGAUUGCUUUUGGUUUUAUACGAAACUGCUGAGUAGUCACGAGAGGGAUAGAGGACUUCUUCAAACUACAUUUUCUGGAGUAUUACUGUUUGUUUGUUUUUUUCUAUAGCGCAGAGUGUUUGGCAUGGGCGCUUUGUGAAUUUCCGCAAACUCUUUCUAAAUCUUUUUUCUUCUCCAAGUAUUUCUACAUCUAAAUGGAAUUAGUUGGACCUGAAGCGGUUUGUGAAAGGAAUAGACAUGGUACAUGGACACAGCUUCCAUCGCGUUGUUGCUGUAAGUCUUCUCAUACUGGGGUUGUCUGGGGCAACAAAGAAGGAACUUGCAGUGAAAAACAAUUCUGGAGUGAAGCCCGCGGGUCAGUGUGGGACAUGGGUGAAAGAACCAGAUGGAGGACUGUUCACUUCACCCAAUUACCCCAACAAAUACCCCCCAGACACCGAGUGCGUUUACAUCCUUGAAGCUCCGCCAAGACAAUGCAUCGAUCUACACUUCGAGGAGAAUUACUCAAUCGAAUCCUCUUGGGAAUGUAAAUUUGACAACAUCGAAGUCAGGGAUGGACCUUUUGGCUUCAGCCCCAUGCUUGGACGCUACUGCGGGCAACAAAGUCCCCCCGACAUCAGAAGUAGUGGGAGAUACCUGUGGAUAAAGUUUGUCACGGACGGGGAGCUGGAAGCGGUUGGAUUUUCAGCGAGUUACAACUUCACCGCAGAUCCAGACUUCUCCGACCUGGGUGUCCCUCCACCUCUGCCCUCGUGUCAGUAUGAUAUGGUGGGACCAGAGGGGAUAGUGGAGUCACAUCAGAUCACCAGGGAUGGAAAGGCUGGGGCCACUGAGGCUGUGGACUGUAAAUGGUACAUCCGAGCGCCGCCCAGGUCCAAGAUCUACCUUCGUUUCCUGGACUAUGAGAUGGCUAACUCAAACGAAUGCAAGCGUAACUUUGUGGCGGUGUAUGAUGGAGGCAGCUCAGUGGAAGACCUCAAGAGUAAGUUCUGCUCCACUGUUGCCAACGACAUCAUGCUGGUGUCCACUCUGGGGGUCAUCCGCAUGUGGGCGGACGAGGCCAGUCGAAAGAGCCGAUUCCGCAUCCUCUUCACCACCUACCAAGAGCCUCCUUGUGAUGCCGAUGCCUUCUUCUGUCACAGUAACAUGUGCAUAAACAACACUCUGGUGUGUAACGGGAUGCAGAACUGCGUCUACCCCUGGGAUGAGAACCAAUGUAAAGAGAAAAGAAAAGCCAACAUCCUGGACAACCUGAACAACACAAAUGGCACCAUCAUCGGGGUGACCUGCUGCAUCGUGCUCCUCCUCCUCAUCGUGUCCGUCAUCGUGCAGAUCAAACAGCCUCGUAAGAAGUACAUUUUGCGCCGUGAGGACUUCGACCCCACCCUUUUUCAGGAGGUGUUUGAGCCGCCCCACUACGAGCUGUGCACUUUACGCUCCACCACCUCGGCCGCAGCAGCCUCCGCAGACCUGGUGGACCUGGCCGAGGACUUUGAGAACUACCACGCCCUGAGAAGAGCCUCCUCCAGGUGUGUCCACGAUCACCACUGCGGCUCCUCCUCCAACCCGGGAUCAGCGCAUUUCUCCCAGUUGUCCCUGAGCGGCAGAGGCAGCAGAGGGAACCUAAGUACCCGAGAGGCGACCACUCUGCUAACGGACCUCCCGCAGGCCCCCAUGUCAGUGCGCCCCCUGUUGCCCAGUACGGGGAACCGCAGAAGCAUCCUGGUCAUGAAGCACAGCUACUCGCAGGAGGCAGCGGACAAUGGCUGCGACCUGGACGACGACAUGGAGGAAGUGCCCACCACCAGCCACCGGCUCUCACGCCACGAGAAGGCCGUGCAGCGAUACUUCAGACAGGUGCAACAUUCCUCUGCUUCUUGCCAAGUCUGACUGCACUCGGAGCUAAACCUUUUCUCUCUUUGUGCAUCUUGAAUGAACUUUUCCUCUGUAGAGAAUGUGUGCAAUGACUUGUUUCAGUGGGACUGCAGAGAUGCAUAACUGUGAAUGGCUUCAGGAGUGAUGAGCCAUGGGACAAUGAUUAUUUAGAUGUGGGACAAAGAAAUUUACAAUACCUUUAAUGUAGACGAUAAGAAAUUAUCAGGUUUUUGAAAUACAUUUUACUAUCAUGAAUAGCAUAAAUGAUCACAUUUCUAUUAUUAUUUUUAUUAUGACAUGAGAUAUUAACACAACACUGUUGUGGAGAUUGAUGGUACUGUCAAUGAUUAAGGGUUUUUAUUCUGUUUCAGCUACUAACCUUUUGUUAGCCAUUUGUUUAUCAGUUACUUUUUCUGGUCCCUAUCUCUUUGCAUUGUGGUGCUUCUAGUUCUUUGCAUAAUGAUUUGAUAUCACAUUAAGAAAUGCUGGACCGAAUGUUGUUUUUUUUUAAUAAAAAAGAAUGUUUAUG
This is a messenger RNA of Periophthalmus magnuspinnatus, 2663 nucleotides long. RefSeq names its product neuropilin (NRP) and tolloid (TLL)-like 1, like (gene neto1l). The transcript is spliced from 11 exons. The coding region runs from base 497 to 2149 and encodes 550 amino acids. Lineage: Eukaryota; Metazoa; Chordata; Actinopteri; Gobiiformes; Gobiidae. Gene Ontology annotation, molecular function: protein binding. The record is from RefSeq and is a predicted model, not a curated record.